AUGGAUCGAGACCAAAUCAAAGUCUUAGCCGCAGGCUCAGCGAACGGUAGAAUUAAAGAAUUGUUCGCGGGAAUAACAAAGAUUAAUACAAAAUACGGUCCUUUUGACAUGUUGUUAUGUGUCGGCGACUUGUUUGGGGAUGCUGACGAAAACUUGGUUAAUGCUGUUUUGUCCGGAAGCAUUCACAUUCCAAUAACGACGUAUUUCAUGCACGGAAAAUAUAUCCUACCAGCUGCAAUCAGAAAACGAAUUGACGAAAACCAUGGUGACCACGGUAUAGUGACGACAGCUAGCAACGUAACGAUUGCCUUUAUCAGCGGUAUGCUGACUUCCCCUGCACCCGCUCUCCCCACAGACGUUGACAUUCUCCUGACGUACGAAUGGCCAAAGGACAUACAACGUCUAUCCUCACAUGAGAUCCAACCAAACAUUGUUGGAUCAAAAUUUGUGACCGAUCUGGCGAUGUACGUACGACCGAGGUAUCAUUUGGCUACCUCGGAAGGAAUAUUUCUACAACGGGAGCCGUAUGAAAAUGUUGGAAUUGAAGAGGAAAAGAGGAUAUUACAAUUAUUGCGUGAUGACAAUAAUGAUUCAAUGGAGAAGCAAAGUGGUGGAAAAAGAAAGAAAUUAAGGCGGAGAUUUGAUCAUGCUACGUGGUUUGUUGGAUUAGCAGAAGUCGGGAACACACGCAAGGCAAAG
Messenger RNA from Paraglomus occultum, 699 nucleotides. NCBI's taxonomy places the organism in Eukaryota, Fungi, Glomeromycota, Glomeromycetes, Paraglomerales, Paraglomeraceae. The record is from the annotation of a GenBank genome assembly.